GCGGCGCUUAUGUUGCAGAGCCCGAAGAAAACAAACGGACACGCACUGCUUACACCCGCGCGCAGCUGCUGGAGCUGGAGAAGGAGUUCCUAUUCAACAAAUACAUCUCGAGGCCGCGCAGGGUGGAGCUGGCUGUUAUGCUGAACUUGACCGAGAGACACAUCAAGAUCUGGUUCCAGAACCGCCGCAUGAAAUGGAAAAAGGAAGAGGACAAGAAGCGCAGCUGCGGGACAGCGGCCGGAGGUGGCGCGGAUGCGGAACCCGAGCAGGACUGCGCAGUGACCUCGGGUGAAGAGCUGUUGGCGCUGCCGCCGCCGCUGCCCCCCGGCGGUGCCGUGCCGCCCGCUGUC
Suricata suricatta (meerkat) is the source of this 350-nucleotide messenger RNA. It is a transcript of the gene PDX1, whose product is annotated as pancreatic and duodenal homeobox 1. The annotation marks the transcript as partial. The transcript has a single exon. Lineage: Eukaryota; Metazoa; Chordata; Mammalia; Carnivora; Herpestidae. Gene Ontology annotation, biological process: regulation of transcription by RNA polymerase II; type B pancreatic cell differentiation. Gene Ontology annotation, cellular component: nucleus. The record is from RefSeq and is a predicted model, not a curated record. Gene Ontology annotation, molecular function: DNA-binding transcription factor activity, RNA polymerase II-specific; RNA polymerase II cis-regulatory region sequence-specific DNA binding.